GCGGCGCUCUCCGGUGGUCAGGGUUUCCUGUCUGCUGCGGCGGGACCCGGCAGCGAGGGGCGACACCAGCGGCGGGGAACCGACGAAGGGUAAGCGCUGACCCACGACGGAGGCGGCCCCGCGGGCUCCUGCGCUCAAGUCUGGACCGGCGGACCCAGCUGCUGACGGCGGCGGAAGCCGGAGCCCGGCCUCUUUUGUGCGGGACAUGGAGGUGUUGCCAUGGUGAUGGCGGUGGAAAGCAGCGUGGUGCGGGUCGUGGUGCGGGUGCGGCCCCCCACCCCGAGGGAGUUGGAGAGUCAGCGGCGGCCUGUGGUUCAGGUGGUGGAUGAGCGGGUGCUGGUGUUUGACCCUGAGGAGCCUGAUGGGGGCUUCCUUGGCUUGAAAUGGGGCAGCGUCCAUGAUGGCCCCAAGAAGAAGGGCAAAGACCUGACGUUUGUCUUUGACCGGGUCUUUGGUGAGGCGGCCACCCAACAGGACGUGUUCCAUCACACCACCCACAGCAUCCUGGACAGCUUCCUCCAGGGCUACAACUGCUCAGUGUUUGCCUAUGGGGCCACCGGGGCCGGGAAGACACACACCAUGCUGGGAAGAGAGGGGGACCCUGGCAUCAUGUACCUGACCACCAUGGAACUGUACAGAAGGCUCGAGGCCUGCCGGGAGGAGAAGAGACUCGAGGUGCUCAUCAGCUACCAGGAGGUGUACAAUGAGCAGAUCCACGACCUCCUGGAGCCCAAGGGGCCCCUUGCCAUCCGUGAGGACCCCGACAAGGGGGUGGUGGUGCAAGGGCUUUCCUUCCACCAGCCGACCUCAGCUGAGCAGCUGCUGGGGAUGCUGACCAGGGGGAACCGUAACCGCACGCAGCACCCCACUGACGUCAACGCUACGUCCUCCCGCUCCCAUGCCAUCUUCCAGAUCUUCGUGAAGCAGCAGGACCGGAUCCCAGGUCUGACCCAGGCCCUUCGGGUGGCCAAGAUGAGCCUGAUUGACCUGGCUGGCUCGGAGCGGGCGUCCAGCACCCACGCCAAGGGGGAGCGGCUGCGGGAGGGAGCCAACAUCAACCGCUCCCUGCUGGCCCUCAUCAACGUCCUCAACGCCCUGGCCGACGCAAAGGGCCGCAAGUCUCACGUGCCCUACCGGGACAGCAAGCUGACCCGCCUGCUCAAGGACUCCAUCGGGGGCAACUGCCGCACGGUGAUGAUCGCUGCCAUCAGCCCCUCCAGCCUGGCCUACGAGGACACUUACAACACCCUCAAGUAUGCCGACCGGGCCAAGGAGAUCAAACUCUCGCUGAAGAGCAACGUGAUCAGCCUGGACUGUCACAUCAGCCAGUACGCCAGCAUCUGCCAGCAGCUCCAGGCUGAGGUGGCCGCCCUGAGGGAGAAGCUCCGAGUGUACGAGGCAGGAGCCCAGGCCCCGCAGCAGGACUCCUCGCAGCCCCCCAAAGCGGACCCUCCACAUCAACCCCUUCCCAGCUGCCCCUCGCCAUCCCGCCUCCCCAGCCAGCCCUGCACCCCAGAGCUACGCCCAGGGUCGGCAGUCGUUCAAGAGGAGAGCCUGGGGACAGAGGCCCAGGUGGAGAAGAUCGUGGAAGGGAACUCUUCAGAAAGGGAGCAGCUCCCAGAGGACAAGGACGAAGGUCCGGCUGAGGAGGUUCCAAUCCAGGUGCCAGCACAGAACCUCAGACACCCAUCGCCCGGCUCCCCUGACCUGACCCGGCAGCCCAAGCCAGUCGUGGACCACCCCCCACCACAGAACCUGGGCAGCGACCGUUCUAAGCAGUUGGCUCUGAGGGUGUUGUGCCUGGCCCAGCGCCAGUAUUCCCUGCUCCAAGCAGCCAACCUCCUGACCCCUGACAUGAUCGCAGAAUUCGAGAUGCUGCAGCAGCUGGUACAAGAGGAAAACACUGAGCCUGGAGCAGAGGCCACCGCGGAGCCUGACCCGGCCAGGGGGCCACCUCUGGCUCAGGAGCUACGUUCAGAGUCAAAGACUCCAGGAUACUCCGGCCCUGUGACCCGGACCAUGGCAAAGCAACUGAAUGGCCUCAUACACGCUCUCGGCGUCCCACCCGGGCCUGACCGCACCUCAGCUCAGGCAUCCCAGCGGCCCACAGAGAAGAAAAGGAGGAGACCGAGCCCCUUGGAGCCAGACAGCCCCCCAGACCCGAAGCCCGGGACCAAGCGCCGGCGCCAGUCCCUCCUGCCCUGCCCGAGGAGGGGGACCCCGCCUGAGGCUCGGCUUCCGUGUGGGCCCAUCACCCCCACGGGGGGACGGGCCUCCUCCCCCCGCCAUUCCCCCAACUUCUGCCCAGCCACAGUCAUCAAAAGCCGGGUGCCCCUGGGCCCUUCCGCUCUGCAGAACUGCUCUACCCCUCUGGCCCUGCCUGCACGGGACCUCAACGCCACCUUUGAUCUCUCUGAGGAGACCCCCUCAAAGCUGGGCUUCCACAAGUGCAUUGGCUGGGACAGUGUCCCCCGGGAGCUGAACAGGCUGGCUCAGCCCUUCAUCCCCAGCGGACCCAGGCCCCUGUUCACCGUGAAGGGCCCCAAGCCGGCAACUUCCUUCCCUGGGACCUCAGCUCGCAAGAAGAGGCGCGUUGUGAGUUCCCGCGGCCACAGUCGCAUCGCCCGCCUCCCCAGCAGCACCUUGAAGAGAGCCCCCCUCCAGUCUCCACUCCCCUGGCAACCAGAGGAGCCAGAAGGAACUGUUGAGGGUUGGGAGAGCGCUGUCAGCUGGGAGCUGCUCCGCCAAGGUGUCCUGACCGCCGGCCCCUGUUGGUCCCUGGAGCCGCCUAAACCAGGAGCCCUGACCUGCCUUCCUCGGCUCGGAGCAAUUAAUGCCAACGCCCUCUUCCUUUACUAACAGUCCUCCCCCAGACGUUCAUUCUGCUGCUCACCCUCUUUAUUAAUCUCUUGUUACACUCAGCUUCUCAGCGUGUACUUAUUCAUUUGUGAGUUUUAACUUGUUGCUAUUUUAAAGGGUGCUGCCAUCAUUCCCCCCUGGUUUAUAACACCCUCCAUGCAGGAAGGUGGCUUUUGGGGGCCUUGUUGCCCACCCCCCAUCUAACACAGGGCUCUGCACAGUGAUGCCCGCUGUGCAGUUGAGGAGGGGUGGGCAUGGGAUGGGGGCAUGAGGGAGUCCCAGCUUGGCUCUUCCUGGCUUUGAGAGGAAGGCGUCUUCAGCCCCAUCCCCCCAGCCUGGAGUAAGAGCCCCAACCCCAUGCCACAGUCCUGGCGAUGAUGCAGAUGAUGGUGGUGACUUGAUUUCCAAAUGAAGAGAGUUUAUCGUUUUUACCCUAUUGUAAACAGGAUACACACUCAGUGUAAGAAGAAGUGUAAACAUUAAUGCUACCACCUAGACGUAAGAGCUGUUACUACUUGGGUUUAUAUCUGCUGAUCCUUCAGU
Messenger RNA from Lagenorhynchus albirostris (white-beaked dolphin), 3402 nucleotides. It is a transcript of the gene KIF18B, whose product is annotated as kinesin family member 18B. Gene Ontology annotation, biological process: microtubule-based movement. The coding region runs from base 220 to 2859 and encodes 879 amino acids. Gene Ontology annotation, molecular function: ATP binding; microtubule binding; microtubule motor activity. NCBI's taxonomy places the organism in Eukaryota, Metazoa, Chordata, Mammalia, Artiodactyla, Delphinidae. The record is from RefSeq and is a predicted model, not a curated record. The transcript is spliced from 16 exons.